Molecule: messenger RNA, 1576 nt
Organism: Humulus lupulus (European hop)
Lineage: Eukaryota; Viridiplantae; Streptophyta; Magnoliopsida; Rosales; Cannabaceae
Exons: 3
Coding region: 203-1384 (393 amino acids)
Source: RefSeq, a predicted model, not a curated record
UAUAACAAAUCCGUUUGAGUGUAUUUUCCUUUCUCAGAGGGUGACAACAAUAGAUGACAUUCCACUUUCUCUCUCUAAAACCCUUUCUUAUAUAACACUCCCAUGAUUUAUUAAACGGUCACUCAAUUCAUAUUUCCUUUUCCUUUUAUCACACUUUUCUCUUUCACCCAAUAAUCACAGAAGAGAGAGAAAGAAGGGAGAGAUGAAGAGACAAGAUAGUCUCCCCUCAUCAUCUUCUCACCGUGAAAACGAUAAUGUUACCGAAAAACUCCAUGCCAAGGCCGUUGGCUGCAUGUCCGGCCUUUUCCACUUCGUCUCCAAUUACCACGGCCGCCGAAAAUUACUUACAUUCGGAAAAAGGCAAGCCAAAAACGAGGUUGUGCCUACUACUACAAAGUCUUCUAAAUCCAUAGAUAAAGACGGGAAAAUUAGCACAGCGAACUCCUCCAUCAAUGUCCUCCAGAGAUACUCCUGCGAGGUACCGAGGAGCCCCACUUUGCCUGCGGAGAUUCGGCGGUCCAACUCAGUUAAUUCGCCGCAGAACUUCAAAACCCCACCAGCUGGCGUUGUAGCGAGGCUAAUGGGCUUGGAAGAGCCUCAUUCUUCCACCACAGAAUCGACAAUAAUGUCAAAAGCUAGUACUCUGCAGAAACAGCUGUCGGAAUAUUCGUCCGCCGCAGAGAAGCGCAGGCAACUUCUGGGUGCGUUGGAGAAAUGUGAUCGGGACUUGCAGGCUCUGAAGAAGAUCAUAAACGCAGUGCGCUCGGUGGAGCGGUAUCAGUCACCGGCCACAGCCGCCGUGUUUAGAAACUCGCAGGAAGUUAAGGGUUUGGAGGUUAAUAUUAACAAUAAUCCUAAUGCUGAGCAGCCGAGUCCGGUUUCCGUUCUUGACGAUUCCACUCGGUCUCCUUUGAGCAACUCAGAUCUCUCAAAACGACAGUCGUUUAGUUACGCAGGAAGAGUGCAACAUCAAGUGAGGCAGCAAAAAAGAAAGCCAUGGCCAGGAGAAGAAGACUUCAUCAGUCCAAGCAUCUUCGAUAGAAUCACGUGUGAAUCUCUUCAUAGGAAGGCUAUUGUUAGUAUUAUGGAUUAUUCGCAUCGAGCAGAACCCGCAGCAUCAUCACCACCGCCAUCAUCAUUGCCAUCGCCAUCAUCAUCGCCGUUAUGGAACAGCGAAGCCAUGAAAGAGAGUGUAGAAGAGGUAUGCAAAGACAUUAAUUGGGGAGAGAGGCGUGAAAUUGGAAGAAUAGGCUUAGCAUUGCAGGAUCACAUUUGCAGAGACUUGAUUGAAGAAAUUGUCACAGAUAUGAGUUCAUUACACUUCUACAAUAACUUGUAUUCCCCACUGCCCUUUGAGGCCUGUAAGAGAAGACUUUGUUUCUAGUUCUUCUGUGUUUAUUUUAUUUUUUUGUGUUUUUUUCUUUUUCUUUUUAACUUACUUCUCUCUAAAUUACUUUUCAGCAUGGCCUGCCAUUUUAAAUUUUAUUAUUCGUUUUCUUCGUAUGUUUAGAGCUUGAUUUGCCCUCUACUGUAAUUAUACUUUUAAUAAAAUUGUUUUGGGAGUUAUUUGGCGAAA